Molecule: messenger RNA, 1354 nt
Organism: Exophiala xenobiotica
Lineage: Eukaryota; Fungi; Ascomycota; Eurotiomycetes; Chaetothyriales; Herpotrichiellaceae
Exons: 4
Coding region: 81-983 (300 amino acids)
Biological process (GO): mitochondrial citrate transmembrane transport
Source: RefSeq, a predicted model, not a curated record
UCUGAGACUGUCUCGAAAUAUCACCACCGACAGUCCGCUCAGAGGACGUGUUGGCAUUUACGACUUGUUCCCAGCCAAGAAUGGCCUCCGCUGCGGCCGAUGGCGACAAGUCCAAGCCAAAGCCCAGCGCAUUGCGCUCCAUUAUAGCUGGAUCAACAGCUGGAGCUGUCGAAAUUGCCAUAACUUACCCUUUCGAUUUCCUCAAAACUCGAUCGCAACUCAACCGCCAUUUACCGACAGAGAAAAAGCUCCCACUACCUCCAUUCCCGUCCAAAGAGUGGUACACGGGAUGUACAACGGCGAUUGUUGGUAAUGCCUUCAAGGCAGGUGUGCGCUUCGUCGCAUUUGACACAUACAAACACAUCUUGGCCGACGAGGACGGCCAGAUAUCCGGGCCUCGCACAGUCGCCGCCGGAUUCGGCGCCGGUAUUACAGAGUCUCUACUGGCAGUGACGCCCUCCGAGUCCAUAAAAACGCAGCUUAUAGACGAUCGCAAACGUGCGCAGCCCCGAAUGCGAGGUUUCAUUCAUGGAUCGUCGGUCAUUUUCAAAGAGAAGGGUAUUGCAGGCUUCUUCCAAGGGUUUGUGCCCACGACAGCUCGGCAGGCUGCAAACAGUGCUGUCAGAUUUGGCACAUACACCAGUCUGAAACAAUUUGCCGAAGGCUAUGUGGCUCCAGGUGAAAAGCUGGGCUCAUUAACAACUUUUGGACUUGGUGCUGGUGCCGGCAUCGUGACUGUGUACGCGACCAUGCCUCUCGAUACGGUCAAAACACGAAUGCAGAGUUUAGAAGCCAAGCAAGUCUACAGGAACAGCUUCAAUUGUGCCGCUUCGAUUUUCAAGAAUGAAGGCAUUCUGACAUUUUGGUCGGGUGCCCUUCCGCGACUCGGUCGCCUCACACUCAGUGGUGGAAUUGUCUUCACGAUGUAUGAAAAGAUCAUGGAGCUAUUAGACAAGGCCGACCCAGACCGGAAAUACAUUUAAAUAUGCGAUGUUAUUUAAUGAUGAGUAUACUCAGGAAAAACGACCUAAAUCGUCUGGUGUUGCGUCUGCAAAUGCGCAGCAUUGAGAGCAGUACGCGAUAUCGAACUAGAUCCGGACAACCACCGCCCGCGAGCCCGUCCAAAUUAAGCAACUUCAAGCUGGAACUGGAUGGUAGGAGAUAGAGACAAUACUGGGAGGUUCAGGAGAGUAGGCGAAGCUGUCAAGCUUGUUCGAUGGCUUUGGGAACGAUUCCCGGAACGUUGUGUAGAUAUCUGGGUAUCAAUAUCUGAUCAAACGGUACGGAGAUGCCAGUAUUGAGAAAAUGGAUUUUCUCAACAACCUCCGUUCACUCCUUCGUAGUAAUGUUCUUG